CAAUACGUAAGUCAGAUGGCUGAUCAAAGGCAGCGGGCUAUGUCGACAUCUGGAGAAGCUUUAUAUGAAAUUCUUGGUCUACAGAAGGGGGCAACACAAGAAGAAAUUAAGAAAACUUACAGAAAAUUGGCUCUGAAACACCAUCCGGACAAGAAUCCAGAUAAUCCUGAGGCUGCUGAGAAGUUUAAAGAGAUCAACAAUGCUCACACUAUAUUGACAGAUUUGACAAAGAAAAAUAUCUAUGAUAAGUAUGGGUCCCUGGGACUCUAUGUGGCCGAACAGUUUGGAGAGGAAAAUGUUAACACGUACUUCAUGCUGUCCAGCUGGUGGGCAGAGACCCUCUUUGUACUCUUUGGCAUCUUGACGGGUUGCUACUUUUGCUGCUGCCUCUGCUGCUGUUGUAACUGCUGCUGCGGACACUGUCGGCCCAAGUCCCCAAAGGGAGGGGAAGGAGAAGUCUAUGUGUCCCCAGAGGACCUGGAGGAGCAGAUCAGGAGUGACAUGGAAAAAGAGGCAGACUUCCCCAUCACCCUCCAGCCCACCUGUGCAAAUGAGAAAACCCAACUAAUCAGAGAAGCCCGCAGCUAUACCACAGACUCCUAG
Molecule: messenger RNA, 603 nt
Organism: Vombatus ursinus (common wombat)
Lineage: Eukaryota; Metazoa; Chordata; Mammalia; Diprotodontia; Vombatidae
Product: dnaJ homolog subfamily C member 5B-like
Exons: 4
Coding region: 16-603 (195 amino acids)
Source: RefSeq, a predicted model, not a curated record